AUGUUAGAAGAGAAGCUAGCUACAGAGCCCUCAUUGGGCAAAAAGAAGCCCUCGAAAUCUUCUACUGCCACAGACCCGAUCUGGACCAUUCUCCCUUCGUAUGAUAUGUACCAGGCCACUUUCCAUGGUGACGACGAACCUCCUCAGUAUGCCGGGGUUUCUUCAGCCUCCGAAGUUGAUACCCAAACUUCUUCCUCGGGAAUUCCAACAUUGAACACAGAGUUCAGUAGUACCGAACUGGAAAAUAGAAUUACAGUUAGCACUUCCCAGGACGCGAGUCUUAUUAUUGCAGAUGAGUCCACCACCAGCUGGAGAGAAACCAUUUUGGACAACAUCCACAACUUGCGUAACUUGACCUUUUCCGACAACAAAACCGCCCAAGCUGUGAAGAUCUCGGUGCAUUUCACCGAGGACGUUGGCGAGGUUGGUAAAGUGCCUAAACAUAUAGACCCGCUGAAUUUUGAGUAUAAGCAAGGCGACUACUUGAACGGAUACGUGCUUAUACGGAACGAUGGGCCGGACCCAAUUCCCUUUGACAUGUUCUAUGUGCUUUUUGAAGGUAAUUUCAUUGUGCGGGACAUUACCAAUCCUAACUCGACCAAACCUGUCACCGUCCGCAAGUUUUUGGAAAUGUACGAUUUUGCAGCAUCUUACAACAGAGCAAAUGUUAACCGGCUCCUAAAGGAACACGAAGGCCAUUGGUACUGCUGCUCUGAUUUGAAAGAUCCUAUUGACGGCACACAUCUGUCUCUUGGUGAAAAACAGCAGGUGCUUCCAGGAAUUACAUAUAAAAGAUUCUUCACAUUCAAAAUUCCCGUUCGUUUGUUGGACACAGAGUGCAAUGAUCACAAGCUUGCGGGCCACACAGAGUUACCUCCAACAUUAGGCAUGCCUCCCCUCCAAAAGCAAUCUAUUCCAAAGGAAAAGCACGUGAGUGAUUUACCCAUGAUUGACGCUUCAACAAGUUACGGUGUUAUGGCUAGAUUUAUUGGUAAAGCUUCGAAAUAUAAUGUGGAUGACGAAAAGGAUACGGGAACGAAAUUGAUUAACGCCAAGGGUGACGAGUUUAUAAUUUUGAAGGAAAGCAUUUCGCAUGUCCGGAUUUUACAAGAGUCCAUUCUUCUUAGUGAUGGAGAAAAGGCCGCCAACAAAGAGGCCUCAAGACUUCUAUAUCAUAACUUUCUCAAACGGGUUGAAGAGAAGAUCGAAAUUGGAAACGAAUUGAAAAAAGCCAUAGAAGAAGAAAAUGAUCUGAAAGCCUUAGACUUGGCUCGCAGGCUAGAGGUUGAAAAACUAGUACGCGAGCGGUCUCAAAACGAUAAUGUCAAGUUCAGUCAGUUGUAUACCUCCAACUACCACAGAAGAGACUCGAAAGAUGCACUUCGCAAACCGGAGACUUACGACAUUGUACUUCCAAUACACAAGAAAACUUUGUUUGGUUCUAAGAAAGUGGAAGGAACAUUGAUGGUUUCCACUCCAAAAACAGAAUUUCUUAUUGAUUAUGUUCCACCAAAAUUUUUUAGAGAAGGCAUGCCCACAGAUGACUCUUCUUGGAAGCUACAGGUACCUAUUGAUGUAAAGUUUACUCCUUCAGGUCUACAAAACAACGAAAUCAAGCCUCCUUCGAUCAAAAGCAUUCGUGCCGAGUUUGUUGUGUUCACUGUGAAAUCGAAUAAACGUCCGAUUCCAGUGGAACUUAACCAUAACUUUCUUUUCACCAAUGAUUAUGCGGUGAAAGGCAUUCCACCUUUCCAAGACAACUUCACGCACUUGGUGAAAAAACCGGUGCAAGCUUUAGCUGGGAGAAUGUACAGUUUAUUGAGAGAACUAGGAAGUCAAAAUUUCAGGGUGGAACAUGAUUUGGCAGCAGACUUGAGUGCUAUGGCUAAUAUGGAAGAGAAGUAUAACAAUUUGGUACUCCAUGACAGCAAAAUACAACACCAGGGCCAAGUGGCACCAGCAGAACGCGGAGUUGGUGGUGUCUGGGAAAAAGACGGGCAAUCUUUUACGAAAAGCUUUUCUGUGCAUCUUGACAUUACCAAAGCUCAGAAAAAGGCACCUAAUGCUCCAAAGUUGGCUCCGGGCUAUAAAGUCUACGAUGAGAUUUGUUUUGUUCCCAGCUUUCAAACAUGCUUGUUACUGCGCAUGUACUACAUCCAGUUACAUAUUAUGUUCUCUGAUGACCAAUUUGUACAGAUGAAAGUUCCUGCCUCAAUCGCAAAAGUGCCUUCGUGA
Clavispora lusitaniae ATCC 42720 is the source of this 2235-nucleotide messenger RNA. RefSeq names its product Bul1p (gene BUL1). Gene Ontology annotation, molecular function: ubiquitin-ubiquitin ligase activity. Gene Ontology annotation, cellular component: ubiquitin ligase complex. Lineage: Eukaryota; Fungi; Ascomycota; Pichiomycetes; Serinales; Metschnikowiaceae. Gene Ontology annotation, biological process: protein polyubiquitination; protein monoubiquitination. The record is from RefSeq and is a predicted model, not a curated record.